Molecule: messenger RNA, 680 nt
Organism: Rubroshorea leprosula
Lineage: Eukaryota; Viridiplantae; Streptophyta; Magnoliopsida; Malvales; Dipterocarpaceae
Source: the annotation of a GenBank genome assembly
AAAAUCCUGGAGUUCAAUCAAGACGACAAUAAAAGAAGCUCAUGAUUUAAGUGCCAUGACUGUUGAGAUGCUGCAAGGGAAGCUUCUUACACAUGAAAUGGCCAUGAAAAAUGAUGAAAGUGAUGAUGAUUCUCGGAAGAAGAAAUCUGUAGCUUUCAAAAGCUCCUCCAAAGAUGAAAGUGACAAUGAUGAAAAGGAUGAUGAAGAAUUUAUAGUGCUUGCUCGAAAGUGUAAGAGUUUCCUAAGGAAAGACAAGUUGAAGAAUCAAGGACAACAAAAGAAAAAUUACAAAAGUAGUAAAGGAAAGGGAGAAAGUAGUAAAAAGGAUGAAAUUAUCUGCUAUGAAUGCAAGAAGGCUGGACAUAUUAAAUCUGAGUGUCCAAACAAUGAUGAAAAAAGUCUAAAAGCCAAAAAGAAAAAGAAGGCAAUGGUUGCCACAUGGAGUUGCAGUGAGGACUCAUCUUCUAGUAAAGAAGUAAGUGACAUGGAAGCUCAUUUUUGUCUCAUGGCAAAUGAUGACACAGAUGAGAAGCAUGAAGUUCUAGAGAUAAUCAUGUUCAUUAUGGUAUCAUUUGUCAUUAUUGUUUAAAAAGGGGACACUAUAUUCAUCAGUGCUAUACUAGAAAGAAUUUCUUUAAGAUGAAUUUAAAGUGGGUUCCUAAGAAAAUUUCUACUUGUUC